Molecule: messenger RNA, 1177 nt
Organism: Sodiomyces alkalinus F11
Lineage: Eukaryota; Fungi; Ascomycota; Sordariomycetes; Glomerellales; Plectosphaerellaceae
Product: glutathione-dependent formaldehyde-activating GFA
Exons: 1
Coding region: 237-767 (176 amino acids)
Molecular function (GO): carbon-sulfur lyase activity
Source: RefSeq, a predicted model, not a curated record
CAUCAACAUAACUCAAGAGAACGAAGAUGCCAGGAGUUGCUGUCGCCCAUUAUCCUUUCCCUAUAUUCUCAAGAGCUGUCCUUUUUCCUUAAUGACAGUAAGCAUUCGAAAUAUCCGAAAGCAUCCGCCUCAUACUCUCCCUCCAUGCCCACUCUCCAAGGCCCCCAUUCAACACAAAAGACCACUAAGGCACACAAGGCGUGGCCUAAGUAUUGAGACCUCCUGCUUCUUCAACAAUGCCCAAGUCCAGUCUCGGCCCAACCCCCAAAUCCAUUACGGGCGGCUGCCUCUGCGGCUCCGUCCGAUACAAGAUCACCUACCCAGACGACCACGACUUCGAUUCCAGCAACUAUCUCUGCCAGUGCACCCAGUGCCGAAAGCAAACGGGCGGCCUCUUCCUAGUCAGCCAGCAGGUCCCUGUCUCCGCCCUGGAGUGGACCUCAGGCACGGAAACCCUCAAGGAGUACGCGGCCAGCGAAUCCGGCCGACGCGGGUUCUGCGGCGAAUGCGGAUCGGUCCUGUUCUGGCGAAGCGUGGCCGGCCGAACGAUCAGCCCCACCAUCGGCAGUGUCGACCCCCUCUACCUCUUCGGGGAGGGGGCAGGUGCCCGGUUCGGAGGAGGGGAGGACGUGCCGGCCGAGGGUUUCGGGCGGGUGCUGUGUAGUGGGACCUACGUGGAGUGGUGCGCCAACGAGAUCAAGGGUGUGACGGACGACAUCCCGUUGCUCUUCCGGGGUAAGAGGCUUCAGGGUAACGCAGAGGACUGAAGGGGGGGGGAUAGGUCUCUCUUACCAAAAAAGAUGAGAUACUGGCUUCAUGGGAUACUUUCUGGCGGCGAACGAGAUGCCCUUUUGGAUCUGCGGCCCCAAUGUAAGGAUGGUUCUCUGGACGCUUGCUUCUGUCCGUGUAAGAUGUGACCUUGUCAGUACGAGGAGAAGGACAAAGCAUGAUAUGACCGUCCUUGGACUGAAGUCUAUGGAGACACACAAAGUGCGACACUGAGCGCGGCAGUGAUACACAUUUCACGGGAAGCUUGCUGGUGAAUGGGAGAAUGGGAUUAGACGUUCGUACCCGGGAGCAAACUGCGUCGUGGUAGUGCCGAGUAUGUAUCGGCGCGUAGGUGUAUGUAUAGCCGUUUAAGAGAGUACUGUUGUUAGGAAAGAGACUACAUGGUUGC